GAAAUUGCCGUUCUAUAUCUCGAGACGGUCCUUCUCUCCGUACAGUGCUGGAUACACUGUAAAAAGGACUAAUGGCAAAAACCUCGCAAUAAAAUGGAUGAUGUUGGAAUGACGUGGUUUGACGCGUUGACUUAAGGAACCUUUCCUGUUGUGUAAAUGACCGGGUUUCAGUAUAUUUGAUGACUCACAUGACUAACAUUUCUUUGUCUGUUUUCAAACUGACAAGUUCUGUCUGUUUUAGAGGGCAAUAAAUUGGUUAAUCGGUUUUUAGUGGAUAUUUUAAAGGAUAUUUACGUUCCAUCUGCUAUUAGUAUUACUGGAUCUAUCCCAGAUGGCACCGCUUGUUGAAAAUAAGACAAAACAACAGCAAGGCGAGGAGAAGAUGCCUCAACCCAAGGUGAAGCUGGUGGUGACAGGAGAUGAUUUUGGAUACUGCGAGAGAAGAAAUCAAGGGAUUGUGGAUUUGUUCAAAGCUGGUGGGAUCUCCAACGUCUCUCUUCUGGUGAAUGCAGUCUCAGCGGAGCACGCGGCAGAGCUGGCCAAAAGGAAUCACAUCCCCAUUGGACUCCAUGCGAAUCUCUCAGAGGGUCUUCCAGUCUCUCAGGAUCUAACGGGCUCAACGCUCCUCAACAAGGAUGGAUUCUUCCAUGGCAAGAUGGGCUUUCGGGAAGUUUUACAGAGUGGUCAGCUCAAGAUGUCAGAGGUGGAGGCGGAGCUCAGAGCCCAGGUAAAUCGAUUUUGUGAACUGGUUGGCCACAUGCCCUACCAUAUGGACGGCCACCAGCAUGUGCACGUACUCCCAGAGGUACGAGAGGUGUUCGCCCAAGUUCUCUCCGAUUUUGGGAUCACCUACACACGGGUCCCAAUAGAACCUGGUCUUAAAUUUUGCACCUUCCUCCCAUCCCAUCUGCGAGACUUCAACGCACAGGUUGAAAAAGAUGCCCUUGAAUCUAUUGAGGUCUUUCACCGCCAUGGAAUAAGAUGGCCUGACGUAUACCUGGGCCUGAGCACCAUGGGUAAGAACAUGUCUGUAUCCAACCUGAAGCGUGCUUUGGGCUUCACUCUAGAAGCUUCACUAGAUGACGGUGUGACAUCUCAGUUGAUACAAUCCAAUGACGCCGCAACAGACUCUUAUCGUCUGGUUACAGCAGAGCUCAUGGUGCACCCAGGAUAUCCAAGUCAACCUCACCAGGGCGGAUGUGGAGAAGGACCGGAUGACUUCUCCCAGUCCGCAGACCGGCUACACGAGCUGAACACUUUAAGGGACCCUUUGGUGCUUAACUACUACAGGCAACAGGGGAUCCUCCUCUGUGCCUUCAAAGACUUUUAAACACUUAGAGCAGAGUAUUUGGCGUAUUGCAUACCUUGAGCCAUACCUCAAUUAGAUAUAUUAGAGUAUGAGUGCUUGGUUUGAGAAGGCAUUCAGUUUCAUUGUGCUGCUUCCAAAAGCCCAUACUAAACAAUCUGAAGCUGCUACUUGAAGUACAGCCAAAACAAAUAUAUUAUAGUAAUUACUCAACACAAACACACUUAUUCAGUUGACCCGUUUUUAAAAUUUCAGCUAUUAGAUUGACCUCUUUUUAAAUUGUUCAACAUGACUUUUUUAAGCAGCCAGCUAUUUCAAUAGAGGAAGGUGCAAUUUUAUAUGGAUUUGUUUCUAAAAAUGUUGCUCAUUUGAGCAAGUUUCUCUCAAAUCCACAUAUUAAUAUUGCAGAGAACCGUCAAACCCAAUAGCAAUGCUGUAUUUAUGAUUGUAACGUACUAUAUGAAGAUUUUAACUUAACUGAACAUGUAGCAAUUACUUUAUAUAUUUAAAAAAAUCAAAGGUAUUUUUGGGUACGAUGUUUUUAAAGAAUGUAUUUAUGAUAUUUUUAUGAACCUGAAAUAAAGUGCUCAUUUGGA
This is a messenger RNA of Labeo rohita (rohu), 1902 nucleotides long. It is a transcript of the gene ydjc, whose product is annotated as YdjC chitooligosaccharide deacetylase homolog. Lineage: Eukaryota; Metazoa; Chordata; Actinopteri; Cypriniformes; Cyprinidae. Gene Ontology annotation, biological process: carbohydrate metabolic process. The coding region runs from base 332 to 1330 and encodes 332 amino acids. The transcript is spliced from 7 exons. The record is from RefSeq and is a predicted model, not a curated record. Gene Ontology annotation, molecular function: deacetylase activity.